Molecule: messenger RNA, 1012 nt
Organism: Boleophthalmus pectinirostris (great blue-spotted mudskipper)
Lineage: Eukaryota; Metazoa; Chordata; Actinopteri; Gobiiformes; Gobiidae
Product: RING finger protein 122-like
Exons: 3
Cellular component (GO): endomembrane system
Molecular function (GO): ubiquitin protein ligase activity; zinc ion binding
Source: RefSeq, a predicted model, not a curated record
CCUCCCAUUGAACUCACUCCUUAUUGUUUCCUGUAUCUUCUCCAGGUGGUGCUUAAAGGAGCCAGUAAGAAACUGAGCCUUCUUGGACAAACCUGUGCAGUGUGUCUGGAGGAGUUUAGAACCAGAGAUGAACUUGGAGUGUGCCCGUGCUCACAUGCAUUUCACAAGAAGUGCCUCCUUAAAUGGCUGGAGAUCCGCAGUGUGUGCCCCAUGUGUAACAAGCCCAUAAUGCGGCUGCACACGGACGCUCCGCAGGGUGCUGAGGGCCCAUUGGACCCUGAGGAGGUGUGAACUGGACUGUAGAUGGCGCACCACUGCCCUCCUCUGUGGAUAAUAUACACACAUUCAAAACACUACAGUCAAUGAAGAACCAUGGUCUAUUUAAAGACAGGAAUUAUUGAUAAUGAUCCUGCGGCCAGUUUGCUACCGACCUUGAGCAAUAUGCCUAUACUGUGGAAUUGAGACAAAACGAUGCGGUCAGUGAGUGGGUAGAUAAAUAGGAUGUUUUCAUGACAAAAUGCUCCUAGUUCUACUUCCAUGUUGCACUGUUCACCAAUAUAAAAACAAAAAGGAAAGGAGCCACAUUUAGAAAAAGCAGGAGAAACAUUGCUAGUCAUGGGACGAUUAGGACAGAAUUGCCAGGGGUUAGGACACUCUAAUUUCAGAGACAGUACGGAUACCUCUAAUAUCUCAGGAGUGUUACCAAUAAACAGCCAGCACAACCAUGUCCUUCACUCUUUAACGCUGUGCCACAUAUUCAGUACUGCCAAUGUAGGUGCAACAAUCAUGCAAUCAGAGUCGGCCAUAGCCUCCGAACUGACCCAAUCCAAGACCAGCGGGAUCACAACUAGUAAAACCCAACCGUAAUGUUACAGAUUGUGUCCCAGGCCCUUUCCUUAAAAAGACUGAUAGCAAACCUAGUCUUGCCUGUAUGUAUUGUACGUAAACGUGUCCCUAUAUUGUUAUUUUGUAUUUGUUGCUUUUAAAUAAAAUGUUACGUAUUGUAUUGUAA